This is a messenger RNA of Amaranthus tricolor (Joseph's coat), 1394 nucleotides long. RefSeq lists its product as uncharacterized. Gene Ontology annotation, molecular function: rRNA (pseudouridine) methyltransferase activity; rRNA binding. Gene Ontology annotation, biological process: rRNA base methylation. Gene Ontology annotation, cellular component: nucleolus; small-subunit processome. The coding region runs from base 207 to 1034 and encodes 275 amino acids. The record is from RefSeq and is a predicted model, not a curated record. Lineage: Eukaryota; Viridiplantae; Streptophyta; Magnoliopsida; Caryophyllales; Amaranthaceae. The transcript is spliced from 8 exons.
CCUGAUACCCAGAGUCUCAAACUCCCAACUCCCAACUCCCAGACUCCCUCCCUCUGCAGCACGCCCUCACUCAGUCAUCACCCUCGACAGUCGACAAAGAGCCCUACUCCUCCUCAUAGCCACCGGCCAACCGCUUACUCCUCCUCACAGCCACCGGCCAACCCACCCUCUCCUCACAGGCGGCUGGAGUGGCGGAUUUGAAGAAAAUGACAAGGCCAUUUGCAGUAAAAGCUGGUAAGAAAAGGAAGAGAAAGGAAGCUAAGUAUGACAAGGAGGAAGCAGAAGUGAUGAAAGAAGAGGAACAAACUGUUACAACUAGUGUAAUUGAAGAAGAUGAAAAAGUAGUGGAUGAUGUUGUGAAAGAUUUGCCCGGGAUUCCGAUCACCAUUUCGGAUCAAAAUAGCCGUUCCGGUGCCAUUUUCGUCCUUGAAAGAGCUUCCCUUGAGGUUGCCAAAGUUGGCAAGACCUACCAAAUUUUGAACUCCGAGGACCAUGCAAAUUUUUUGCGGAAGCAUAAUAGGGACCCUGCAGAAUACAGGCCGGACAUUGUUCAUCAGGCUCUUUUGAUGAUUUUGGAUAGCCCCUUGAAUAAGGCUGGGAGGAUUCGAGCUGUGUAUGUUAAAACUGAGAAAGGCAUACUUUUUGAGGUUAAGCCUCAUGUUCGUAUUCCGAGAACAUAUAAACGUUUUGCUGGCAUUAUGUUGCAAUUGCUACAGAAGUUGAGCAUAUAUGCAGCUGGCAAGCGAGACAAACUCUUCCGUGUGAUUAAAAAUCCUGUUACUCAGUAUCUACCUCUUAAUUCCCGUAAGAUAGGCUUUUCAUUCAGCUCGGAUAAAUUGGUUGACAUUCAGAAAUAUGUGACUGCUGUUAAAGAGGAUCUCAACUAUGUCUUUGUGGUUGGUGCGAUGGCUCAUGGAAAGGUUAAUGAUGAGUACGUUGAAGACUACAUAGCAAUCUCUGGCUAUCCGAUGAGUGCCGCAUGGUGUAUAGCUAGAAUUUGUGAGGGCUUGCAACAGAAAUGGAGCAUCCUGUGAUUUCCAUGAUGGGUUAGUAUUAGCUACUUGUAUUCUGAAUCUUAGCCGACCUUGAACCUUCACUUGUAGAAGUACAUGCCCAUGCACGAAGCUUAAUUUUUGAUAAAUUUAUCGUGUUCGAUUGAAAAUUCACAUUUAUCAGAGUUGGUGCUUUAGCUAUAUUUCCAAAAAUGUACUAGUCAAAACUUUAAGGUUCUUUAUGGUAGAAUUUAUAAUUACUAACUUGAAAAAAAAGUAGUGUUUUUCAUUUCUUCUAUGAAAGAAUAAUUUGAUUUACAUGUUAAAAUUAAUUUAAUAUUUUUUUGUUAAUUUAUGUAUAAUUUUUAUUUAUGUGAAAUCUAGAUGAUGUUUGCUAUUAUG